CUACAUUUCCCAUGAGUGACGCAAUCAGCGCCGCUAAACUCUCAGCGACACACAAACCAGACAAACGAAUUAUUACACACAGCUAGGCUUGAAGGAAGAUGAGAUUAAAGGAGAUACUCAGGACAGCGACCCAAGCAUGGAGUCCUGCAAUACAACAUCCUGCAUACCUGGCCCUGGGUACGGCUGCCCAGCAGCUGGACGCGUCCUUCAACACCAGCUCUGCGCUGGAGAUCUUUGAGAUGGAUUUUGCCGAUACAUCCAUGGACAUGAAGCUCAAAGGAACUCUGCCCACCUCCAACAGGUUUCACAGUUUGAUCUGGACGGCGUUUGAUACAGACGGUAAAGAUUCAACUGGACGGCUCAUUGGAGGCAGUGAAAACGGAACCCUGACCAUCUUCGGUCCGGACAGUAUUCUGAGCUCGGGAGACGAUGCCGUGAUGGGACAGGCCAACAAACACACUGGCCCUGUGCGUGCGCUCGACUACAACCGCUUCCAGAGUAAUCUCAUCGCAUCGGGAUCGAACGAUUCAGAAAUAUACAUCUGGGAUCUGAACAGCUUUAGUAAUCCAAUGACACCGGGAGCAAAGUCACAGCCAGCGGAGGACGUCAGCGUAGUGGCGUGGAACAGACAGGUGCAGCACAUCCUGGCAUCCGCCAACCCCAGCGGAAAAGCCGUGGUGUGGGACCUGAGGAAGAACGAGCCCAUCAUCAAAAUCAGUGACCAUAGCAACCGGAUGCACUGCUCCGGGAUGUUGUGGCAUCCAGACGUGGCCACUCAACUGGUUCUGGCCUCAGAGGACGACAGACUGCCUGUGAUACAGAUGUGGGACCUUCGGUUUGCCACCUCACCGCUCAAAGUCAUGGAGAGCCACACCAGAGGGAUUCUGUCAAUCUCGUGGAGUCAGGCCGACCCCGAGCUUCUGCUGAGCAGUGGGAAAGACAAUCGAAUCCUGUGCUGGAACCCAAACACUGCCGAGGUGAUUUACGAGCUGCCGACAGCCAAUCAGUGGUGUUUCGAUGUGCAGUGGUGUCCUCGUAACCCCGCCCUCCUGUCAGCCGCAUCAUUUGACGGGCGGAUCAGUGUGUACUCCAUCAUGGGUGGGCGUCUUCAACAGCAUCAACACAGUACUGUGGAUCAGAUCUCGGCUUCGUUCGACACCAGCGACCCAUUUGGAACGGGUCAGACUCUUCCACCUCUCCAGAUCCCUCAGCCCACAGUAGAGACCACCAUCAUCCCCCCACUGAAGAAGCCGCCCAAAUGGGUGCGGAGACCCGUCGGCGCUUCAUUCGCCUUCGGUGGAAAACUAAUAACGUUUGAGAACCCGAAACAGCAGCAGUCGUCUCAGCCGCUCGCUCGGCACGUGCGCGUCAGUCAGGUGACCACGGAAACAGAGUUUCUGGAGCGCUCGACCGAACUGCAGGCCACUCUACAGUCGGGAUCUUUCUCCAGGUACUGUCAGAAGAAGAUGACGAGCGCGCCUUCAGACGCCGAGCAAGACGUCUGGAGAUUCAUCAGAGUGAAUUUUGAAGAUGAUGCUCGUGUGAAGUUCUUGAAGCUGUUGGGGUUCAGUAAAGACGAGCUGCAGAAGAAGAUCUCUGCGUGUCUGGGGAGAAGCCUGCAGCCCAACGGUUUAGAUGUCAACGCUUUGGCUGAAAAGAUGCGGACUCUCUCCGAUCAGAUGGCAGAUGAGCCGGCCGUCGCAGGCAGCAAUUCCCCUGCGGAUUUCUUCACUCGGCUCCCAAAGAAAGAGAAGGAAUCGUAUCGUAUCCCCGUGUCCUCAGACACAGACGGUUUGAUCAGUCAGGCUCUGCUAGUGGGCAACUUCGAGGGAGCCGUGGAUCUGUGUUUAAAUGACGGCCGUUUCGCCGAGGCCAUCCUCCUGUCAAUCAGCGGAGGGAAGGAGCUACUGAAGAAGACCCAGCAGCAGUACCUCGACCAACACACCAACAGCGUCUCCAUGUUGAUCUCGUCGGUGGUGACGCAGAACUGGCGUGAUAUCGUUCAGAGCUGUGAGCUGGACAACUGGAAGGAGGCGUUAGCAGCCCUGCUAACAUAUGCUAACCCGGAAGAGUUCGCACCUCUGUGCGAUACGCUUGGCUCUCGUCUGGAGGCUGAAGGAACAGAGAAGACGUGUCUGCAGGCGUGUCUGUGUUAUAUCUGCUCUGGAAACAUCGAGCGUCUGGUGGAGUGUUGGACGUUACAGAGAGAUUGUUCCUCUCCUCUCACACUCGAGGAUCUGGUGGAGAAGGUGAUGAUCUUGCGUAAGUCCAUCGAGCGUUCGCGCAGCGGUGAGGUUUGUGUUCAGAGCUCAGCGCUGACGGAGAAACUCAUCCAGUACUCCAGCAUUCUGGCAUCACAGGGCAGUUUGAGCGCUGCGCUCGGCUACCUGCCCGACGCCUCUGACCAGCCUGGUGUUAGGAUGUUGAGAGACAGACUGUCUCAUGCUAAGGGUGAGAGACAACAACAACCAUCAGCACCAGCAGGAGGAGCCAAACCAUCAGUCAUCACAAACACACACACACAGGGGCAGUACACACCCUCAGUGCCUCCUCAGAUGCCCCCUCACCGUCUCUUCACACCUCAGCAGAUUCCUGAUUCUGGAGUGCCACGCCCGACUCCGAGACCAACGUACCCACAACACCCCGCCACAGCCCCAGGUUUCCCCCCCUCUCGGCCGUUCCCACCUCAGUCGGGGCCUCUAGGAGCUCCUGGUGGUUUCAUGUCAGGCCCACCGAUGCCCCCCUCCAGUCUGGCAGGCCCUUCUGCAGCCCCCUCCUCUCCACCGGGACCCCUGAUGAGAGGCGCCCCACCAGCUCCAGGAUUCCUGUCUCCCACCUCUCUACCGGGGGGGGCGCCCGUGUUUCCAGCAGCGCCGCACGCACAUGGACCCGCCCCCCCUCCCAGUGGCACAUAUCCACCUUUAGGCUCGGGGUAUCCACAGGGGGGUCCGGGCGCUCCGGGGGCUAAGAGCUUCAGCUCUGCUGCUGUCCAUCCUCCACCCACAGGUGUUCAGGACGGGUGGAACGACCCUCCAGCUGUGCGCGCAGCUUCACGGAAGCAGAAGCUAGCAGAGAACUACACCCCUCCUGCCCCCAUCACGACACCUGUCAUGGGUUUUCCUGUGGAAGCUCCUGUAGUUCAGGAGAGAUUUCAGGUGCCGCCCGGAGCUCCUCAGGAGCCCAGCAUACAGUCUCUGCGUCAGCUUCCGGCCGAGCGUGUGGACCAGAAAGAGAUUCCUGCAGAGCACUUGAUACUGAAGAACACCUUCAGCAGUCUGGUGCAGCGCUGUCAGCUGUCCGCCACAGAUCCGCAAACAAAGAGAAAACUAGAGGAUGCCUGUAAGCGUCUGGAGAAUCUGUAUGACAAACUGAGAGAUCAGACGCUAUCGCCCAGCAUCCUUGCCGGCCUGCACGAGAUCGCCCGCUGCGUCGCCGCCCGUAACUAUCCGCAGGGACUGGAGGUCCACACGCAGGUGGUGAGCAGCAGUAACUUCAGCGAGAUCUCGGCGUUCAUGCCCGUUCUUAAAAUGCUCAUGACCAUCGCCAACAAACUGGCUGUCUGACGCCGGCAGCAUCAUCAUCACUCCUGCGUCAAACACGAGCGUUUGUGUGUUUCCUGAUGUUGUUUAUCUUCUGUAAGAAUGAAUACACCGUUAAUCUCUGACUGUAGAUCUCUGGUUCACUUCUGAUGUGUUUUCUUUCAUUCAUAAAAGCAAGUGGAAUGAAUUUCUGCUUCACGAAAUCAGUCUGACAUUGAACUGGUUUUAUGACGGGUUUGUGCUGAUGUUUGAUGAAUGUGGCCUGAUGUUUUUGUGGUGCAGAACGUUCUCUGGUCUCAGAGAGAUGCUGUCUAUAGUUCAAUCAUGACUCAUGUUAGUAGAUGAGGUUCAUGUUUGAGUGGCCGAUAAAUUCAACAUUUUAUUGUGCUGAAGAUCUUGGGAGGUUUGAUGUUUGUCGGGUCAUCUGAUGGAUGCCAUCAUAGUGCACUUGAUUGGUUUGUUCUGAAAACACUCCCGCUGUUCUUCAUACAGAUCUUUAAGAGUUUCUUAAAAAGCUUUUGAGAUUUAUGAGCGUGUCAUGAAUUGUGCCGGUUAUAUUUCACUCCAAAAUCAAACAAAAGAUAUAAUGCCUUUAAUUUUGCAUGAAGAAAAUGAACUUAUUUUUAGAGUCAUUGCGGUCUUUUGACUUUCUUCACAUGACUGACAACCCCCCCACCACCUUCAAAACUUGUCAGUGAUAAAUAGAAAUGACUCUUCAUAGAAAAAAAAUCAUAAAGGCACUUCAACAGAUGCAGGAUGUGUAGAUACAUUAAAGAAAAUAAAUACUUGUUCUGCAUUAUUUUGAGAAGUCAAAAUGCAAAAAGUAUUUAAAUGUUCUAAAAAUAGGUUUUGUUUUCGUAAUAAAUAUGAUUUUAGGGUGAAAUGUGGCCAUGCUGUAACAGUAAAAGACUGAAUGUAAGUGAAUGUGCAAAUCUUUGCUCUUUUAUAAAUUCAUGUUCUACUUCUAGAAAUCUCCACAUCCGUCGACUUGUUUGUAUCCGUCAUGAAUCUGAUUCAUUCUGAGUGAAGCUGAAAAACGUUUAUAUUCAGAGCUGCUUUCAUUAACGUUGAAUGUUUCACAGCCUUCGAUUCACUGCUGGACUCCAAAUCUCUCUUUAUUCAUUUAUUCCCGUUAAACAUCAAGUUCAGUGUCAAACUGCUAAAAGAUUUAUGAAACAAUUUCAUCAUGCUCAUAGAAUGAUAUCUGAAUAAAAUUCACCUUGAUGCCGAAAGUCAACAUGAAAGCACAUUCGUAACACAUUAUUUUAACAAACUGAUAUUUCUGAGACUGCAUUAAACAGGCUUGACUUUAUUUUGGGAGAUUUGAUGGACCGUUAUGUCAAUGCUGUUUGGAUUGGAUAUAAGAAAUAUCAGUGAUGUCAUCUGAAAAAUCAUAUAAGAGAGAAAAGUUGUUUUAAUGAAAAUAAACAUUUUUAUUCUUUGGA
Triplophysa rosa is the source of this 4984-nucleotide messenger RNA. It is a transcript of the gene sec31b, whose product is annotated as SEC31 homolog B, COPII coat complex component. Gene Ontology annotation, cellular component: endoplasmic reticulum exit site; COPII vesicle coat. Gene Ontology annotation, molecular function: protein binding; structural molecule activity. The record is from RefSeq and is a predicted model, not a curated record. Gene Ontology annotation, biological process: COPII-coated vesicle cargo loading; intracellular protein transport; endoplasmic reticulum to Golgi vesicle-mediated transport. Lineage: Eukaryota; Metazoa; Chordata; Actinopteri; Cypriniformes; Nemacheilidae. The transcript has 26 exons. The coding region runs from base 99 to 3563 and encodes 1154 amino acids.